AUGCUUACAGGUUUGCAUUUUGAUUCUGCGUAUGUGUUUAGUAGAAGUGCUUUCAAACUGUUCGGCGAAUUGCCCCAAAGAGAUGCUUUUGUGAAUAUUUUGAAGGAAAGCAUUGUUUCUUACAUUGAAGUCGAGAUUGGAUUAACUACUGGAAGCCACUUUCAGCCUGACGUAGUCAGAAUCUGUCACACAAGGCAAAUUCCUGGUUUAAAACAGGACCCAUUGUGCUUUUCAAGUGCCAAAUUGCAUAGAAAGAAAGCGAUUACUUGCAGAGCUAUCAAAGCUGAAGAUGUCUCCUAUAAGCCCAAGGAACGUAAAAAGAAUGGACCUUUGGUUAAGAUGUGUGGCAUUACAUCUGCUAGAGAUGCAGCUAUGGCAGCAGAAGCUGGUGCUGAUUUUAUUGGGAUGAUCAUUUGGCCCAACUCUAAACGCUCUGUUUCACUAUCUGUUGCCAAGGAGAUUUCAAGAGUUGCAAGAGAUUAUGGGGCACAGCCCGUUGGGGUGUUUGUGGAUGAUGAUGCAGACACAAUAUUAAGAGCCGCUGAUGCAUCAGACCUUGAACUUGUUCAGCUUCAUGGAGAUGGUUCCCGAGCAGCUUUUCCAGUAUUAGCCCAAGAUCACCGUAUAAUAUACGUUCUUCAUGCUAAUGAAGAUGGAACUCUUCUCAACCAGAUUUCUGCUGAGCAAUGUUCUCUGGUUGAUUGGGUUCUUGUAGAUAGUGCAAAGGGUGGUAGCGGUAAGGGAUUCGAUUGGAGCCAGUUUAAGCUACCAAAUAUUAGAAGCAAACAUGGGUGGCUCUUGGCAGGAGGGAUAAAGCCUGAGAAUGCUUGUGAGGCUCUUUCUACCCUCAAACCUCAAGGAAUUGAUGUUAGCAGUGGCAUUUGCGGCCCGGAUGGCAUCCAGAAGGACGAAUUGCGAAUAUCUUCCUUCAUGAGUGCAGUACAUUCAGUAAACUACUGA
Prunus armeniaca (apricot) is the source of this 960-nucleotide messenger RNA. The record is from the annotation of a GenBank genome assembly. Lineage: Eukaryota; Viridiplantae; Streptophyta; Magnoliopsida; Rosales; Rosaceae.